GUUAUAUCACGAAAUGUGGUGGUUGUUGUUUCUUUUUUACGGAUUUACCGGAUUCCAUGCUCUAGAAUCGGAUUACUACGGUCGUUCAACUACUACCAGCAACGAACAUAGCGAUUGGAUGUCUUAUAUCCCAAAUUCUCGUUCAUUUCGGAAUUUGUCUAUUCCUGGAACUCACAAUUCAGUCAGUUUUCAUGGUGGAGUGUUUGCACGGUGUCAAAGCUUAUUAUUAGCAGAACAGUUCAAAGCAGGAAUUCGCUUCCUUGAUAUCCGAUGCCAUCAUGGUGUGGAUGGUUUACCAAUAUAUCAUGGAAUAAUGUAUCAACAAACUGAUUUCGAUGCUGUGUUGAAUAAAACUGUAACAUUUCUCAAUGAUCAUCCACAAGAAAUUAUAUUGAUGAGAAUCCGACAGGAAUCUAAAGCCAGAGAAACAACCCAAUCAUUAAUUACGUCUGUAAGAAAUCAUGUUGAUCAGUAUCCUUCAAGUCGAUUCUGGAUGUCUGUAGAUUGGCCGUCACUUAGUGAAGCUCGUGGAAAGAUUGUAAUACUUCAAAAUUUUGACACACAUCAUUACGUGUGGGUUCCUUAUGGUUCUAUGUCCAUUGACGAUCAUUGGAAUGUAGCUGGACUGACGAGAAGAUAUCUGUUGAGAAAAUGGCGAUUUGUUAGAGAGCACCUCAAGAAAUCAAGAGUUGGUGUUGACGGUCGUGUCCAUCUGACAUGGAGUUCUGGUGCAAGUUUUAUGGCCCUUCCAUACGCUGUUUCUAAAAAGAUGAAUAGACAUUUGUGGAAGCUGCUCCGAAGAAAGGAAUGGCAGAGAUCAAAUAUGGGUAUUGUUGCAAUGGAUUUUCCAGGUGAUGUGCUGAUACGGCAGAUAAUCUCAACUAAUUUUCAGGAUGGGAUCAUACCAUUGUGAAUGAAUCUGUAAAAAUGAAGUGAAUUGGACAAUAUCUCCCAUUUUUUUUUAUUUACAGUGACAGAUCCGACAUUUUUUUACCAAUCGUACCUUAGCCUCAGUAGCGGGAAUUUUUUAGUUAAGCCAAUGAGAAAUCCAUGUAUGUCCAGAAUUAUUCGCGUUUGAAAGUUAAAAAAGGCGAGUCAAGACAAGACAGUUAUAGAAAUAGGAAAAGAAAUUCCCAGUUUGAGAUCUUUUUGAAGGGAUUGUGCGAUGUUCAUAUAUUUCUUGUACAUCUGAAGACUACAUAAUUCAAAUCACUCUCCUCCCCCCAAAAUGGCGCACAUGUCCUUUUAAAUCAUUCUUUACUUACAAUGUAAACAAUUGCUUAUUAGCUUUAGUAUUCCCUUUAACACUUGAAUACCAUUGCAAUACAUGUAUUAAAAU
Molecule: messenger RNA, 1339 nt
Organism: Lottia gigantea (owl limpet)
Lineage: Eukaryota; Metazoa; Mollusca; Gastropoda; Lottiidae
Exons: 1
Coding region: 14-913 (299 amino acids)
Biological process (GO): lipid metabolic process
Molecular function (GO): phosphoric diester hydrolase activity
Source: RefSeq, a predicted model, not a curated record